AUGACGGGUGUUGAAGGCGGCCUUGACGACAGCGGCGACAGCCCCAACAUAACAACCAUUCCCGACUCCAGCUUUUUCAAAGAGCAUCAGACAUCUACACUCCCUACACCGGCCGAGGUGAGAGCCGACAACGAGGAGGCAGUCAAGGAAUGGGGUAACUGGUUCAACCGACCCCCGCCUAUCAAGUAUCCAUCGCUGGGCCUGUUUGUCAAAUAUAGAGCCAACACAACCGUUGUCGAGGCCGAGACCCAACAUAUGGUAUACAAGCAAUUGAGAGGCAAAGUACCAGUUCCUGAGGUAUUUGGAUGGACCGAAGACGUCUUUCUAUCCUCUCACCGCAACUUAGCCGGCCCAUUCCACGGCGCAGAUGCCGUGCAGAAAUUCCAGGAAGGCUGCUAUAUCCAGAUUGACGGGGAUGUGCCCGUGGUCUUCACGCAUGACGACCUCGUGCCGCCCAAUAUCAUGUUAUCGUCCGGGCCAAAUCCGAAAGUAGUGGCUGUUAUUGAUUGGGGCCAGGCGGGCUGGUAUCCUGCUUACUGGGAGUAUUGCAAGGCGCAUCGCGUCAGGGUGAAUCCGGACGCUUUUGAUGACGUGCUGUAUGAAGAAUGGAUUACGAGAUAUCUGCCUAUUAUUUUGGAUCCCGUGGAUGAUGAGACGGUAUACCAUCCUUGGUUGUGGUUUGUCUUGUCGAAGGGUAUCUAG
Penicillium bovifimosum is the source of this 702-nucleotide messenger RNA. RefSeq lists its product as uncharacterized. NCBI's taxonomy places the organism in Eukaryota, Fungi, Ascomycota, Eurotiomycetes, Eurotiales, Aspergillaceae. The record is from RefSeq and is a predicted model, not a curated record. Bases 1 to 702 code for a protein of 233 amino acids. The transcript has 2 exons.